Molecule: messenger RNA, 1333 nt
Organism: Camellia sinensis
Lineage: Eukaryota; Viridiplantae; Streptophyta; Magnoliopsida; Ericales; Theaceae
Gene: LSM1A
Product: Small nuclear ribonucleoprotein family protein
Biological process (GO): deadenylation-dependent decapping of nuclear-transcribed mRNA
Cellular component (GO): P-body; Lsm1-7-Pat1 complex
Molecular function (GO): mRNA binding
Source: RefSeq, a predicted model, not a curated record
GACUUUAUGGUAUGGUUAGUUGACAUUGUGAAAGCAGUGACUUAUGGGACAAAGAGCUUAUAAAAAGAUAUUGUCUUUCUGCCAAAAUCACCGGCCUAAAUGCUAGCUCAACAACUUUAAAACCCUAGUUCUAAUAUCUCUAUAAGAAAAAGUCUUCUCAAAUUCAUGGUUCUCUCAACUGUUAUAUGUUUUUGAGUAUUGAGCCAAACACUUGAGCAUUUUUUUUUUUUUUGUGUAUUUUGAAAUAUUGGGUAUGUUCAGAUUGGAGUAUAUGAAUUGAAGUUGAAGUUGUGAUCAGAAGCUUUAUUUUGUUGCCAAUGCCAUUUCUUGGGGUUACAGAAAAAGUUUUGGUGAUUUUGGAAACACAGAAGCAGGUUGAGGUCCAUGUCUUGGUCAGGCCCAGAUGAUAUCUUCCUUUCCACCUCACUUGCAAGCUAUCUUGACAAAAAGCUUUUGGUCUUGUUGCGUGAUGGUCGGAAGCUCUUGGGAAUACUUCGUUCUUUUGAUCAAUUUGCAAAUGUUGUUUUAGAAGGGGCAUGUGAGCGGGUUAUAGUUGGAGAUCUUUAUUCCGACAUUCCCUUAGGUCUAUAUGUAAUCCGCGGGGAGAAUGUUGUCUUAAUAGGAGAGCUGGACUCGGGUAAAGAGGAGCUUCCCCCUCAUAUGAUUCAAGUGUCAGCAGCCGAGAUGAAAAGGGUUCAGAAAGCUGAAAGGGAAGCCACAGAUUUGAAAGGCUCCAUGAGAAAGAGAAUGGAGUUUCUUGAUCUUGAUUAGCAGUUAUUGCUUAAACAUCUCUCUCUCUCUCUCUUGUGCGCGCGCGCACGGGGGCACACAUGGGGGUUCUUGGAACCCCCAGCUCUCUUCGAUUGAUUCUCUUAAACAAAACAACCAAAUGGGAAAAGAUAAGAUGCAAAGGGAAAAUAGCUAUUCUUUCAAAGAUUUAAACCAGCGAAUUUGGGGAAAGGCUAGUAGUUGUCAGUUGUAUACAUGGCUGUUUCACCAUCUGUGGUACACUAGGUCUUUGAAUUCUUUCAAGUUAUGCCGAGAAAAAUGUUUAUUGCCUUGUCUAUAAUCUCUCCUGAUCAUGGGAGUUUUUUUGCAUUUUACACUAAAAACAUCGUUGUCAUUCUUCACUAAUGAAUUAUUGCAUGGAGCAGCAAUUUUGUUGUAAUCAUUCUCAAUUCAUUUGUAACAUGAAGACUAUUUUGUUGUAAUCGCUCUAGAUUCAUUUUUGGUAAUGGCCUCAUGUAGAAUGCCUAAUAGCCAAAUAUCUGUAAAAGAAAGGCGUAUAUAUAUGAAUCAAAAUACAAAUAGUUAUUUGUAUCUUUUAGGAGUA